AGGCUCUAAGUCUGUGCAACUAUUUCGAGAGCCAAAAUGUGGAUUUUCGAGGCAAGAAAGUGAUCGAAUUGGGCGCGGGUACGGGCAUCGUGGGAAUCUUGGCAGCGCUGCAGGGGGUAAUUCCAUACAAAAUAAUUCAAUGAAGCAAGAUAGGGAAGACGACUGUGUGCCUCCAGCCGGCAGGUGGCGCCUACGCCAUUGGACGUUGUAGUGGAGAGUUUUGGCCCUUGAGCUAUUCCGUAGUCUGUCGCCUCAUCUGCGCGCCAGCAGGCGGUAGAGUGGUACGGUUACAGAUAUGUCGCUGUUGCGGUCUCUGCGCCUAUUCCUGGUCGCGCGGACCCGGAGCCGCCAGGCAGGAUCCUUUUUGCUUCAGUCGGCCCAGCCCUGGCACAUACUGCAGCAGGCUGGGCCCCGGUUGUCUUCCUCGGCCUCCAGCAAGGAUCUCCUUAUGAAGCUGCGGCGGAAAACGGGUUACUCCUUUGUAAACUGCAAAAAAGCUCUGGAGACUUGUGGCGAGGAUCUCGAACAGGCAGAGAUCUGGCUCCAUAAGCAGGCCCAGAAGGAGGGCUGGAGCAAAGCUGCCAAGCUUCACGGGAGGAAAACUAAAGAAGGCCUGAUUGGGCUGCUGCAGGAAGGAAACACUGCUGUGUUGGUGGAGGUAAACUGUGAGACGGAUUUUGUUUCCAGAAAUUUAAAAUUUCAACAAUUGGUCCAGCAGGUAGCUCUGGGAACCAUGCUGCACUGUCAGAACUUAAAGGAUCAACUUUCCACAUACAGCAAGGGCUUCUUGAGUUCCUCUGAACUUUCUGAACUUCCAGCUGGGCCUGACAGAAAUGGUUCUCUGAAGGAUCAGUUGGCCUCAGCAAUUGGGAAACUGGGAGAAAACAUGACCCUUAAACGAGCUGCAUGGGUAAAGGUGCCAUCUGGGUUCUACAUUGGCUCUUACGUCCAUGGAGCAGAACACAGUACUUCAUUCCACAACUUGGUGCUUGGGAAGUAUGGAGCCCUGGUCAUCUGUGAGACGUCUGAGCAGAAAGCAAACCUUGAAGAUGUUGGUCGCCGCCUUGGGCAGCAUGUAGUGGGAAUGGCCCCUCUCUCUGUUGGUUCACUGGACGAUGAGCCUGGGGGAGAGGCAGAGACCAAGAUGCUGUCCCAGCCAUACUUGCUGGAUCCCUCCAUCACACUGGGACAAUAUGUACAGCCCCAGGGCGUGUCUGUAGUAGACUUUGUGAGGUUUGAAUGUGGAGAAGGUGAAGAGGCAGCAGAGGCCCAAUAGGUUCCAGAGACACUUUGGCCCAGGAGGAAAUAUUUAUUUUUAGCUCUGGACAUCAUCACAAGAAGUUAUUUCUCCUAAGUCUUUUGAAACCCAAAUUGUUUUUUCAUUUGAGUUUAUGAUGAAACUAUAUACUUCACAGGUAAAGUUACUAAAUAAAAUAAUUAUACAAUUGA
Molecule: messenger RNA, 1449 nt
Organism: Cavia porcellus (domestic guinea pig)
Lineage: Eukaryota; Metazoa; Chordata; Mammalia; Rodentia; Caviidae
Gene: Tsfm
Product: Ts translation elongation factor, mitochondrial
Exons: 7
Coding region: 296-1276 (326 amino acids)
Biological process (GO): mitochondrial translational elongation
Cellular component (GO): mitochondrial matrix
Molecular function (GO): protein binding; translation elongation factor activity
Source: RefSeq, a predicted model, not a curated record